AUGUCCCACAGACCCCUCAAUGGUGAGGAGUAUCCUUUAGACAAUCCACUUCCCCGCGGGCUCUCUAUCGACCAAGAUGAAGGUUAUCCUGCCACAUUGCACAAUCGAGGGCUACACUAUGCGUCUAUAGCGGAGAAGAAACGCUUGUGGUGGAGAAACGCAAUUAUCAACGCCUUGUUCAUUGCAUCCUGGUUCUUAUUUGCGACUCUUCUUUCAGUAUACAACAAAUGGAUGUUUUCCAAGGAUCAUUUCGCAUUCCCAGCACCGUUAUUCGUGACAACGAUGCAUAUGUUCGUCCAGUUCAUCCUUGCCGCUCUCUUACGAGCGCUUUGGCCUAUGCAUUUUCGCCCGGAUCGGAGGCCGACUCCCGAAGAGUAUGGGAAAAAGGCUUUUCCAACCGCACUUGCGACAAGCCUUGAUAUUGGACUGUCAAAUCUCUCACUCAAGACCAUCACACUAUCCUUCUACACCAUGUGCAAAUCAUCCUCCCUAAUCUUCGUACUCUUUUUUGCUUUCAUCUUCAAACUUGAAGUCUUCUCAUGGCGCCUCAUUGGUGUCAUCUUCCUGAUUUUCUCUGGUGUCGUCCUCAUGGUGGCAACGGAAACGCACUUUAUUUUAGAGGGUCUAAUUCUCGUUCUCAGCGCUAGUGCUCUUGGUGGACUUCGAUGGACUCUUACACAAGUUUUGUUGAAAAACAAGAAAUUGGGUCUCGAUAACCCUGCUGCCACCAUUUUUUGGCUUUCACCUGCCAUGGGGGCCAUACUUGCUGUUGUUAGCGUUACAGUGGAACACUGGAGGAGCUUAUUCGGCUCCGAUUUUUUUCGUGGUCUGCUCAAAACAUCCGAGACUGUGUUUUAUUUGACUGCGCCUGGGAUCCUAGCGUUCUGCAUGGUUCUAAGUGAAUACUACAUCAUUCAACGCACCGGUGUAGUACCGAUGUCAAUUGCCGGAAUCGCCAAGGAAGUAUCGACGAUCACGAUUUCUUCUUGGUUCUUUGGGGAUGAACUCACUCCCCUCAAUAUUACUGGCGUUGGAAUCACAGUAUGCGGCAUAACACUCUUUACAUACCACAAAUACCGAAAGUCGAUGGAAUCACCUGUUCCUUUGGAUGCUCAUGGCGAUCCAGUAUCUGGUGAAGUUGAUGAGCCGCUUGGGAGGAGUGAUGUCAUAGAGGAUGCCGAAGAGAUCAACCUUCUUUCGCGAAGUGACGAUCUAGAAGAGGUAAUUCCCUUCUGA
Messenger RNA from Laccaria bicolor S238N-H82, 1236 nucleotides. RefSeq lists its product as uncharacterized. Gene Ontology annotation, molecular function: antiporter activity. Gene Ontology annotation, biological process: UDP-glucose transmembrane transport. The record is from RefSeq and is a predicted model, not a curated record. The transcript has 6 exons. Bases 1 to 1236 code for a protein of 411 amino acids. Gene Ontology annotation, cellular component: endoplasmic reticulum-Golgi intermediate compartment; cis-Golgi network; Golgi apparatus. Lineage: Eukaryota; Fungi; Basidiomycota; Agaricomycetes; Agaricales; Hydnangiaceae.